UGGACACCCAUGUUGGAAAACCCUGACGUGCAGCAGUGUAAUGUUGUUUCCGGGCCUCUCCCCUCCCUCUGCAGCAGUACGUUUCCGCCCGCUGCUCGGUGGAGGUGACCCUUCUGACCCGGAGAAUGUCUGCUUGGCUCGGGCGUCUGUGUGUAGCGGCGAGGGCAGCGAGUGCCCAGGGUGUUGUGUGCAGAGUGGGCACCGUGCAGAGGGCGGCAGCAGCGAGUCAGGCUUUUCUGCCAAAGAUGGAAGAUCUGUCAAUUAUGAGGAACUGAAAGACUUGCUGAAGAAGGAUGGCGUUGUACUUGUAGAUGUUCGGGAGCCAUGGGAAAUCAAGGAAUACGGAAUUAUUAAGGGAUCAAUUCACAUCCCACUGGGGGAUCUAGUGUCUGCACUUCAAAUGACACCAAAGCAUUUUGAGGAGAAAUAUAAAAUGAAGUUGCCAGAGAAAUCCAACACCUUGGUCUUUUCCUGUCUAGCAGGGAUUCGAAGUGGUAGAGCUUUAGAUGAAGCAACGUCACUUGGUUACAAUAAGGUUUAUAACUAUGCCGGAGGGUUUGAGGAUUGGGCAAAACAUGAAUCAGGAAAACAAUCAUGAACGUUAUCAAUGCAGCAAUGUCCGCAAUAGAAAUCUGAACUAUAUUUUACAGCAUACGAAUGUCAUAGAGAGAGCAUGAAAUAUUACUCUUCAGGGCUUAUUGCUCAUUUCACUUUCCAUCCUUCUUACAUAAACAGGAUAGUAUAGUCUUCUAAAAACAGCACUGGAUCCUUGCAGAGGAACAUGGGGAAAUCUCUUCUCAACUUGGAUCCUUUCCUGAUUUUUCGAGCAUUAAAUGGCAGAUGUAAUACGGUCAGAAAAUAGAACUUUGUGAACACAUUCUAGGGUUUUAAUUAGAAGGUCAUUGUACUUAUCUUAGUGAAAGCUCCAUAAAGAAAUAGGAUUUUAUUCCAUUCUGGGCUGUGAUGUUGGUAAGGCUUGGUUCACACCCCGGUUCAGUUAGGUGCCUCCAUCACACGUUUAGUCCAAAAUACUGAAUAAAAGAGUGCGGCAUGCCACAUUAUUUUGUCUGGUGAAAUGCAAAAUACUGUGCCGGAAACCUGACGGAACCAGUUAGUCAAUGGGAUCCUCUGGUACCAUCAUGGAGCAAAACAACAGACUGAACAAUGCUUGUGUUAACCCAGCCUAAGCCAAACUUCUAACCUCUCCACGCUCUAAGGCUGAGUUCACACUACAGAAUUUCCUCACUGGGAUUUUGGGGCACAGUACAACUAUGGGGACAGCAAUGUACACACAGUCCUAGCCGUCUGGAGAUUCUGUAGUGUAAACCUAGCCUAACUCCUUCUCAUAUUCCAGUUACUUUAUAAAUGCAUAAUAAGUAAUAAAUAUACUAUAGUAUAAUGGUAACAUCCAGCUUUUCAUUACUUAUGAAAGUAAACAUGUAACAAGGUAUGCAUUUAGUGGUACAUUUCUAUUAACUGACUCCACAUCCCCGGGAGUAAUGCAUUACCCUUAUGGAACAUGUUUUAGAUUUUUCGACUGUGUCUUUUUCAAUUACCACUGCAGUUUUUGCUUCAGUUUUUAAGCCAAAGCCAAGAGGGAAUUGAGCAAGAAGAAGCAUUGGUCAUUGUUUUAUAUUUCCCAUUCCCUUUGAAUCCACUUCUGGCUUUGGUUUUUAGAAACUGCAUCAAAAACUCCUUUAACCUUAAAAAAAGGUUAAAGGGGUACUGCGCUGCUCAGCGUUUGGAACAAACUGUUCCGAACGCUGGAGCCGCCGUUGGGAGCUCGUAA
Hyla sarda is the source of this 1789-nucleotide messenger RNA. It is a transcript of the gene TSTD3, whose product is annotated as thiosulfate sulfurtransferase like domain containing 3. Gene Ontology annotation, cellular component: mitochondrion. The record is from RefSeq and is a predicted model, not a curated record. Gene Ontology annotation, molecular function: thiosulfate-cyanide sulfurtransferase activity. Bases 41 to 598 code for a protein of 185 amino acids. The transcript has 4 exons. Lineage: Eukaryota; Metazoa; Chordata; Amphibia; Anura; Hylidae.